AUGGUAAUCAUAUUAGAAAACUUCUUGAAUGAUGAUAACAAUCGUGUAAAUAAUUAUGGAAGUGGGAUAUUGAGUGAACCUGUUCUAGGUCAUAUAGUAAAUCCUAUCAUCAUGUAUAUUUUUUUGAUGGAUCAAGGUCGCCUUGUCUCACUAGAUGACAACUUAUUAUCUCAAACGGUUUCAAGUCUACGCAAUGUUUUGGCUCAUGAUUUUGACCUACCAUUGAAUAAACAAAUUCUUUUAGUAUCAGGUGGUUUUCAAUUGGAACCAGGUGAUAAACUGUCAACUUAUGGUGCGGGUUUGGAUAAAACUAAUCCAAUUUAUGUGUUUACGCAAACAUUUUCAAAUGAUACAACUGUUCAAAAACCAGAUGUCUUGCAAGUCAAUGAUGGAGGGUAUCCACGACAACUUGCCAGUCUAUUAGAGUUAGCUCCAUCUGAAAAGGUAUUUGAAGAGCGACUACGUCUUAUUCGUUCACUUACUCCGAUUGGUCGUGAAGCUGCCAAUGCAAUUGAACAAUUGGUUUCUGAACAACGUCAAAUGAUACAGGGAUGGUGUGUUGCAUUAGCUAAUUUAGCCGAAGUAGCGGCAGAUACAAAUAAACGUUUGUUGUUUGCAACAAGUCGAUUAGUUCAAUUUGAAGGAUGUGUAUCAGAUUGGGAACGAAAAUUGUACAACUUCAACGAAUUAAAAAAGGAAUUAUCAGAAUUGCCGUUACCACCGCAGUUGGUAGCUGGAACUAGUGAAAUCCUUGAUCAGAAAGAAUCGUUCAAUUUUAACAAUAUUCCUAAACCAACAAAUUUAUACGAAUGGGUUUGUUUACAAUCUGCUAUAUCUAGCGUCGGGACGCGUUAUUCCUUACCAUCGUCAACAAUUAAAGCUGUUGGUUUACAAACGAUUGCAUUGUAUCUUGGUCGACAUGUCGGUGUUGGUAGUGGUAGUACUGGACGUGUUCGUACAACAAGUACUGGUCAUAUUGGUGUCGUCAGUGGUGCUAAUGAUGGUAUUAUGUCAAAUAAUUCAGGAUCCACUUGUAUUGGAUCAAAUCAACCUACUGGAGUUUCUUUUUAUACUGGUGGUUCUCAAACCAGCUUAAAUAGUUUAGGCUCUACAAAUUCAACAAAUUCCUCAGAUAUACGUUACAUCAUGGAUCAUCAUCAAUAUUCCAUCACCAAAGAUGGUAGCGAUACAAAUGUACAGGAUCCUUCUUCUUCAGCAUCUGAUUGUUAUGAGUCAGCGUUUUUAGAUAUAAUUAAACGUGCAUUACAUGAUAUACAUUCGUUACGAUUUGGUCCAGAUUCACCAUUCAAUUUUAAUGCUAAACCACCGGAUAAUUUCAGUAGUGAAUUAGUUUAUGUUAGAGCACAAACAAAUCGUUUAUGUGAACUGAUUACAAUGGUUACUAAUUGUUCAAAAUCAAAUUAUGAUGAAAUGACUACUUCUACUAUGUCUCAUCCUUCGACGAAAUCAUCAUCCAACAUUACUACUACUAAUCUUGUGACUGGACUGAAUACUGCAAUGUCUAGUUCGAAAGAUAUUUCUAUUGAUUCAAUGAACAAUGGUAUUACAUCAAAUGAUUGCAAUGGAGCAGUGAAUAAAAGAGAAAUCCCAUGGCGCACAUCAUCGUCAACAUAUUCGUCAACUUUAUUCCCAUCGAAAUUGCCAUAUAAUGAUGGUGUAGAUGAUAUACACUUGAUCAGUGUACGUGAUGCGUUAGAUCCAGGUUAUUUCAGUCAACGUCUUUCACAACUUGACCCUUUAUUGUGUGAAGCUGUAGAUCUAGCCAGAAAAAUGAUUGGAAUCGAACAGAAUUCUAUGAAAACUUUUCAACAGAUAAUUCAACAAAAAGUUAAUUCAUUAUUACAGACGAAAUUUAUAGAAAAUACACAAAAUUCACAAGAAUUAAUUAUUGCAUUCAAUCGUCUUUGUGAAAUUCUCGGUAUUGUUAUGGAGAGUAAACUUUUACUGGCUAAUAAUUUGUUUGAUCGUCAACGUUGGCUACAAAAUUUCCAAUCAGAAUUAAAUCGUCUCGAUGCAAUUAUUCAACGUUGUCUUCGUCGUAUGUGUCGUGUCACUACAACUGGUACAUUAAUAUCUCAAUUAAAUGAAGCUGGUCCCACCUAUGCUCGCUGUUUAGCUGAAAUUGUUAGGCGUACGGAAUUCGACGAUAUGCUUACUCAACGAUCUGUAUGUUAUCUUAAAGAGGAAACUAAUUUAAGAACUGAAGAAUGUCGUCGACGGCGUAUAUUUUCUAAACAUUUAAAAAAUAACGUUCUACAUUCACUCUUUUCACCAUGGACUAAUUCAAAAGCGGAAUGUCUCGGGCUUACCAAUAUACCAGGAACAAUUUCUAUGUCACAAGAUGUAGUUGAACAGCAAAUGUGUGAAACAUCUACUACCACCACCAUUACUACUACUACUACUACUACUACUACCACUAUGACUACUACUACAUCUAAUCAAAAAGUCGAUUCACUUUCACAUAGUCCUCAAACAAAUGCAGCAGAAUUCACAGUGAAUCGACGAUAUGCCUUAUCUUCUUUAUCUGAACCACGUUUAAAUGAAUUAGCCAAAGCUUGUGCAUUGAAUCGUGUACAACAUUCGCGUGUUCGUUCAACUCGAUUAAAUUCACUCAGUUCACCAGAUCCUCAGUUGACUAAAGUUAAAGAAGAUGAAGUGAUUGAAUCGGAUCAAAGUAAAAAACGUUCAAAUUACAAUUGUCCUAUACAACACCAACCAGUUCUGUUACGUCCACCACAUACUAAAGUAAUGCUUGAUGCUAAUCGUCGUGCUUCAAUGCCAUUUGAUGAAUCUGAUCGAGGUGAAUUAUCCAGUCUAUCAAAUUGGUCAGUUGAUUCGUCAUUAUUAGGUAUAUUAUCGAACAAUUUCUAUCAAACUGAUCAUCAUAAUCUAUCGAAUAUAACACAAUCAGUUAAAAUUACUCGUGAUGAUUUAGAAAGGUUAAUGCAAUCUAUGCCUACUAAUAUAUCUAAUUUAUUAAGGAUGGAAUUGAAUAAAUCGUUUUCACUAUUUAAAAAUACUUCUUUUCUACCUAAUUCAUCAUUGACCAAUCCGAGUGGGAGUGUUUCUUUAGAUCAAACAUCCAAUAUUGCUAACAGUACCGGUUUUAUCUGUAGUAAUAGUAGUAGUCUAUUAUCAAAUUUAAAAUCAACUAUCAUGACGCCAACAACAACUGCCAAAACAUCCAUAUCUACAAUGAUAACUAGUACACAAAUGAAUAUACCUGAAACAAAAUCUAUUACAACCUCUCCAUUUAGCAGUUUAGAGAAUAUAUCAACAAGAGAUUUUAUGAAUGUUGGUUGUCAAGCUGAAUUCGGUUUAAUUGGACCAAUUCUAAAUGUUGGAUCUGGUCGAAGCUUGAAUUCUAGCCUUGGAUUAUCUGUUGAUGAUUCAGUACGUCGUACUACAAUUCAUACAGUUAAUAAUAUUCAUACAGGCUGGGAAGAACUUCCAGGAAGUUUAUGUAGUUGGGAAUUAUGUCGUUUUCCACCUGUGGCAGUACGUUCAGGUGAUCGUAUGUCAAUUUCUUUGAAUACGUUACCACGUUUUGAACAUUUAGUGACUACUGGUACACAAACUGAAGAACAAUUGGAAUUUCCAGAAUCUCAUAAUACAUCUUAUUCUCCUGUUAAACCUAUAAGUACGGAAGAAUUAUGCUUACAAAAUAGUGCGGCACACAGAAAAAAUUCAACUACACAUGAGAAUGACGACAAUAUCGUUGAUUAUCAUCAUCUUCAAACACUUCAAACACCUACUACUACCACUAGUACUAUUGUUAAUCAACAUUCAUCUUCUUCAUCAUCAUCAUCGUCACCGCCGUUUACAAUCCACAAUGAUGAAAUUAAUGAAGAUAAUAUUAUUAUAUCAUCAAUAUUUGCUGAAGAUAAUUUAUUCACUGACUCCGCUUUAAUGAUGACUUCAAGUUUUCACUCCACAAAAACAACUUUUUCCAAUAGUAUUAAUAAUAAUAAUACUGAUAUUAGUAAUAAUAAUACAUCUUCAUUACAAAUGCAUACACCUUUCAUGUCAAUGCAUAAUCAAAGUCGAUCAAUGUCUUCUAGUAAUUUAUGUGAUUUAACAAAUGCUACUGACAUUUGUGGUAGUGAAAGUACAGCAACACAAUAUGAUUCAAUGAUAUACGAUGAUGAUAUGAAAACUUCUCGUGAUGUUCUCCUUUUAAAAUCAUCAUCAUUACCGGAAGUAAAAUUACACAAGUUCAUUGAACAACAAAAUCAAAUUACAUCAUUUACAUUAUUAGAUCAUAAUUGUUUCAAAUGUCGUUUAAAACGUAUUCAUCAAGAAUAUUUUCAAUUACUUCAAGAAAGUUUAAAAUUAAUCAAUAAUAAUAAUAAUAAUUGUCAUGAUCAUACUGAUCAUUAUCAAUUACAACGAAGUACUUCUGAAAUUGUAAUUGAUAAUAAUAAAUCAUCAACAACUGAAAUAAAACAAUCUAAAUCAAUUUCAUUAGAUGCAAUACAAUUAAAAUGUCUUUUCAAUGUGUUGGAAUCAUGUUCAUUAUUAUUUUUAAAAUCCAAACACAUAUCAUGUCAAUCAUCUCAUCCUGUUUGUACGGAACUAAGCACAACGACAUCAUCAAAUGGUAAUGAUACUUGUUCAAAUGUUUCGCAACCAGAUUUAUCUACGACAUUCAGGCAAGAGACUAUUGACAGUUUAAUUGACAACGACUCAACAGUAAAAGAAUGUAUUAAUUGCAUUCAAUUGAGUGAUAAUACAACGAACGAUACAGCAGUACCCGAUGAAUUGGAUUUCAGGCAGUCGCUACAAUAUCUUAUGGAAACUUUACAGUUAAACAGUAAUAAUCCGGUUACCACGGUUUCCAUAUCUACAUCAACAUCACCGUUGUCAUCACAAGUAUUUCCAAUCAUCACUAGUAAUGAGUCGAUUUUAACACAGACAGAAGUAAUUCCAACCAUGGAUAUGGCUACAUCAAUAACAGUUCCCAAUAAUAUGUUCACUAAAGGUUCUGAUCUUGAAGGUAGAACAUCGCCAAUCUGUGAAGUUUCAACGGAUCUAACUUCUUCAUUGAUGAGUGCUACUACUACUAAUACUACUACUAUUAAUAAUAAUUAUAAUUAUCCAUUGUCAACUAUUUCUCGUUCUACUUCGCCAAUAUUACAACAACUAAAUCACAACAAUGAACAGACUUGCAAUCUUACAACUGGAUCUUCUUGCUUCACUAAUAUUUCAUCAAAAUUAACUAAUGAACGUUUUACUAGUUUUGUACAUGCUAACUUUUUGCCAGAUGAUAUUGUAAUAUUUGUUCCUGUUCCAGGAACUAGACCAAGUAUUUCAUCAUCAACGUUAAACACUUCGCCAACUGCAAUCACUACCAUCACUUCUGUCACAGCAACAACGACUUCUACUGCAAGCUGUAUUCCAUCACAAAAUUGCCAUAAUGCUGUAAAAGCAGAUGAUGGUACUGUUGCUACUACUACUACUAAUAGUAGUAGUAAUAGUAAUAAUAAUGUUCAUGAUUCAACAAUGAUAACUAAAUCUGACAUUUGGUCAAUGAAUAGUAAAUUCGCUUCGAAUCUCUUAGAUGCUAUUUCACCAUCAUCUAGUUUAUUAUCGUCAAUGAUUGUUCAAUCAUCGUUACCAUUUUCAUCAAUAUUUAUGGAUUCGUUAACAGGAGGAGGAAUUGUAUUAGGAAGUUCUGGUACUAGCACUACCGAUACUAUUGCAUCUGUCACUACUACAAACACAAGUGACAGUAAUACCUUAAUGAAUAGUAGUAGUAUCUUAUCUACGCCUAAAAACAUUUGUGCUUUAAUCAACAGUAGUAGUGUUGACAGUAAUAGUACAUUAGCUAAUGAAUUAUGUACAAGCACAUUUGGCGGUAAUUAUGGUACACUUUUACCUUCAACUACUACUCCUACUACUAAAUCUGGUUGUAGUAGCACUAGUGUCAAUACUACAACAACAACUGAAUCAUCUUUCACAACGUCCACAUCAACUAUCACUUAUGUUCAAUGGCGUAUGUUAUCCUCGGAUGGACAUGUUUACUUUUUACAUCAAGAUGAUUUUAAGGCAUUGAAUAUUGACGAUCAUAUUGAUUAUUGUAAGCCUAUGAGCUCUAACGUACAGGAAACAAAUUCAUCUCACCAUAGGAAUGUGUCGUUUAAAGAAGCGUUUCAGGCACAUAAUUAUUUUGUCGCAGCCAGAUACAAAAGUAAAGAACGUUGUUUAUCUAAACGAGCAAAUAAUCGAUUCAAUUUGCCGAAAAACUUUAUAUUUUAUCGUGUUCGUGCUCGUCCUUUGUUGAAUAGUAAUAGUAGUAGUAAUAACUGUGGCGGUGGUAUUCCUUCGUCACCUUCUCCAACUGGAAAUCUUAAUCGUCAGCAUCAUAAUAAUGGCAGCAAUAAAAGUUCUGUGAUUUGCGAUUCCCAUCCACUUAUUUUACCAGAUACAGAUGUUAAUAAAGAGUAAGUUUAUAAGUGACAUAUAUAUGAUUGACGGUGGUGGAGAGUAGAGGCGUUCCAAUCCGUUUGAGAUUUGUCCUCGAAGAGAAUAGGUCGGUGGGUGACGGUGGUAGAUAAUAAUCGAAGUAUUGUUGUAAUUAUUACAAAUGUUAUUCGCACUUUUAUUUUACUCUCCUUUGUUUUUCUCUCGUCAUUGUUGUCAUUGUUAUUAUUCUAACCUACUCGCAUACCUACCUACCUACCAUAUCAUGCCUUUCAUACAUUACAUAUAUCACUUCAUCAAUCAUAAUAAAUUUCCUUCACAAUCAAGCAAGAUAUACCAAGGGUAAAAUUAAUAGAAAAGUAAUACUCUUUAAAAUGACACACACACAUCUACAUCUAUCGUAAUAUUAAGUUACCCCUCGACUAAUAUUGAAUGAUGCAACUCAUUAUACUAUCCCAUAACCCACAAUUAUACAGAUGUACUUGAACGAAAAAUCGUCUAGUUCUCAAUAAUACAUUGAGAGAAAAGAAUUGAAUGUCAUUAUUCACAUUUCUGUUUCCUUAUUCUUCUACUUUGUUUCCCUUUAAACUUUUAGGAUAGUUCAUUACUACCAUUGAACUAUGUUGUUGUAUAUGAAACACUUACCCUUAACUAUUCUCUAUGAUUGUGUGAUCUCCUAUGUAUGCAUUAAUAUUUGUUAAGCGCCUGUGUCUUUCUUUUCCCACUUUCUCCCCUAUAUUAAACCAUAUAUAUAAUACAUAUAUAUGUAUUCCUUGUUUAUGUAUGAGGUACCCCUUUCCUCCUAGUCAUCUGGUUCAAGAGGUUAUUUAUUCUGUGUUCUUUAAACGUCUAGAUGAUUUCCAUCAUAGAACCUACUUCUGUCUGUUGGUUUUCGAUUGUUAAAUCUAAUCACUUGUUUGAAAAGUUUUUUGGCUUUAUUACGCACACACCCUUACCAUUUAUUUACAUAUAAUUUCUAUACUGUGUUCUUGUUCUAUGUUUGUGUUUCAGAUGAACAAUUGUGUAUAAAGCUAUCCAGUUCUCUUAACGACAUUAGUAUUAUUAUUGCCACUGUCCAUAAUAAACAACAUUGAUCAUGUUGAUGGUAUUCGUGGUGGUAUUUCCUUCAGUCUCUUUCUUUCUAUCUACAUUUAACAUCAACUAUGGCAAGCAAAAGAAAUCCGCAUAGAUUUUUCUCAUCUCUUUCCUAGAUUUUCAACUUGACAUGUAUAAAUUAUUGAUUAUUGUUUGUGUUUACUUUAAAUACUGUGUAGAUUCUUCCUGAUAUAUUUUUCGCUCCUCUCCACUUAUUGUCAUCACUUCGAAAUGGGUAUAUAUGACCUAUCCAACUAUACCUAUACCUAUAUAUAUAUAUAUAUAUAUAAUUAUUUUUUACAGGCUUUUCUUUUUGAAAAUUAUUUCACAUCAUUUUCGUCUUGUAUUAUCUAAGACAAAUAAAAUCUUAUUAAACCUAUAAACUAAGCUAAUCCUAACUAAAUUGUUGAACAGUUACUGUUUUCUUACUAAACACAAACUAUAUACACUUUUUGUUUGUACUAAAAGAAUUGUCAUUAAUAUCAUCAUCAUAAUCAUCAUCAUCAUCAUCAUUAUCAUCAUCGUUCUUGUUAUUAUUGUCAAAACCUUUAUGCAUAUUAUGAUAACGUACGUACACAAUGAUAAAGCUUAACCGGUUUAUAUAUACAUAUAUAUAUAUAUGGUAUUUUCUGUAUACAGAUUACAAUUAAUCAUCUAUCGAUAUAGUUUGGUUUACUGUUGGAUUAUGUAAGAUGAAUAUAUAUAUAUUUGUAUUUGUAAUUUACUCUGUACUAUAUAAAAGACUGAUAAAGUUUGCCCAUUUUAGAUAUAACACAGAUGUGUAUUCAUGAUCAUUUCUGUCAUGGUCUAUGUUUUGACUUUCUUUUUUCUUUUUUUCUUUUCUUUUUCUUUGCAAUUGUUAAUCUUCUUUUUUUCUUUUUCCUUUAUUCUCUUUCAUUUAUAUUCUUUAUAUAAACACUGAGAUGAUAUAAAACAAUGACAAUGAACAAUUACACAAUUAUUCUCAUUUCAUACAACAAUGAAAAACAUAACAACCAUUAUCAUUCAUACUCAGAAAUAAUUUCUAUUAAAUUAAAAGGAUUUUCUAGUUAAUAACUUAUACAUAUAUAGAUAUUGAAAGUAGAAAUAGUUUAGGCUUUUUCUUUUAAAAAAGAGAAAAAUACCUGUUACAUAUAUUGAAUAUUAUUGUGAACAGAUUGGGUUUUAGUCCAGUUAUCAUGGAAACAAAUUAAGUUUUACGUUUGUUCACUUGAUAUAACUUGUAACCGGAUCAAUUGAUUAGAUUUAAUAAACCAUUAUUUAUGCCACUGGUCGAAAUCAUGAGUCAAUUGAAGCUAGACCACCAUGGGAAACCUGGAAACAUUGGACGGCCGUUUCGUCCUAGUAUGGGACUCGUCAGCAGUGCGCGUCUACGAUCCCGCCCCCGGCGACAUUCGAACCCAGGACCUGUCAGUCUCGUGCCAGGCGCGAAUAUGGAUCCGGUACUUUGAGUCAAUCAAAUAUGUACACGUAAUUAGCUAAGAAACGAUUUACAUUUCUAGGGAAUGACAUAUACACUAUUAGUAUCAAUCUGAUUCUUCAAUAAAAAACUACCAUCUCCAUUAUAGAACAACUUCAUAUGAAUUUGAAAAUGACAGGUUUAUUUGUUUAAUUGUCUAUUAUUAUGAAUCUAAUCAAUUCUCUGAUUUUUCUCGGUAGUAUUCUGACUAGCUUGAAUUAUCCGACUUGUUUCUUUAUUGUGUUACCGAAAUCAUUCAAUUUAGAUGAUAAAACACGUUAUAAAUGAUCUCGUCACAAAUAUCUAAAAUUGUUCUCAGUUCCACUCAUGUUGAUAGAAUUACUUGGUGACUUAUGCGACACUCUACCUUCAUUAGCAGCAUAUCAACAGUUCGAAACUCCACUCCACCAAUUUUGAUUUCGGCAAUUAAUUAGCUCAAAAUAGAGUACAUAAAUAUCUACUUAUUAGAUGAGUUAUCUUCUAUUAAUAUGUAAAGGGUUUAAAGGUCUUUUCAGUUUUUUUCUCCAUAUCCUUAGGUAUAUAAAUGUUCACUUAUAUUCCUUGUUUUCUUUCUCAUACAGUCAUGCAGAAAAUUUAAGUGAAAUUACUCACAACUUGACCAUAGAUAUAAGUAUAUAUAUGUAGUCAAGGUUUAUAGGAAAACAGUUACUUUUAAGGCUAAUUCUAGUCAGCUGAAAGUACAUGUUUUCCAAUGUUCCAAAUACUUAUUAUUAUGUUAUGAAUCACACUGGUUUAUUUUUGUACAGACAUACGUAAUUAUAAAAUUGUUACUAAGGCAACAAUCUUUGAUACAUGUUUUUAUCAAUUUACAAAACUAAACUGCUCUGAUAAAAACAGAAAAAGGUCAAAACGACCAUGAGUUUUUCGUCCCUGAAGUGAUCACAUUCACACACCGCUGAGGAGUCCUAUACUAAUACAAAACAACUAUUUAUUGAUUCAUGGUUUUAAAUAAUAUACACACUUAAUCAAUCCAUGACAAACAUGAUUUAUAAAUUAAUAACUAAACCGAAUGUUUUUGUAUAGAAUUAAGUCGGUGAGAUAGAAACAGAAUUGAACGAAUCAUAUAAACAACCUUAAAUUCAUUUUUUG
Messenger RNA from Schistosoma bovis, 10108 nucleotides. The record is from the annotation of a GenBank genome assembly. NCBI's taxonomy places the organism in Eukaryota, Metazoa, Platyhelminthes, Trematoda, Strigeidida, Schistosomatidae.